Messenger RNA from Micropterus dolomieu (smallmouth bass), 872 nucleotides. RefSeq names its product fibroin heavy chain-like. The record is from RefSeq and is a predicted model, not a curated record. Bases 126 to 656 code for a protein of 176 amino acids. NCBI's taxonomy places the organism in Eukaryota, Metazoa, Chordata, Actinopteri, Centrarchiformes, Centrarchidae. The transcript is spliced from 2 exons.
CGGGCGGCCGGAGGGCAAAGCAGAGGGGCCAGAGGGUUCAGGCGGGCGGCCCGAGGGCGGACCAUGAGAGCCAGGGAGUUCUGGCGGGCGAGAGGCCGGCAGCGUGACAGCAGCGGGGUGGGAUCAUGGACGGCACUGCUGGGCUGAGGGCCUUGGUGCGAGGAGCAGAGGUCGGACGGACCACCGACGGGGCUGAUGUCGGUCGAUCCAUCAACAGGGCACGAGGAGUAGUAGUCGGACAGACCGCCGACGGGGCUGAUGUUGACCGAUCCGCCAACAAGGCACGAGGAGCAGGGGUAGGCCGGACCACCGACGGGGCUGGUGUCGGUCGAUCUGCCAACAAAGCACGAGGAGCAGGGGUCGGUCGGACCACCGACGGGGCUGGUGUCGGUCAAUCCGCCAACAAAGCACGAGGAGCAGGGGUUGGUCGGCCCACCGACGGGGCUGGUGCCGAUCGAUCCGCCAAUAGGGUACGAGGAGCAAGGGUCGGCUGGACCACCAGCAGAGUUGAGGCCGGUUGGUCCACCAACAGAGCACGAGGAGCGGGGGUCAGCCCACCCACCGACGGGACUGGUGUCGAUUGGUCCCCCGACAAGUGUGCAGAGAAAACUGAAAACAGAAUGAGUCACAGAGCAGGAAUCCAUCCAGACAGAUGAAGAAAAAGACAAAAAAGAUCACUCAGCUUCCACUUUGCUUGUUUAGCUGACACUCUCCUGCCAUCUGCCUGUUGACUUUUCUUUUCUUUUUGUUCUUGAAUAUACUGUGUUGCUCUGUUGUUUGACACAGUGGUUUCCAAAUGCUUUUACAAAAUCCCACUCCAGCACUUAACAUUUUGGUUUUGAAAUAAGAUCAUGAGCUUCCCAUCGACUAGA